GCCACCCAUCUUCUUCCUGCCUCAUCACGUGGCCCUCGUCCUUCUGGGGUUCUGAGGGACAAUGCCUGUGGCCGUGGUCACAGACCAGGCGGCUGGCCCAAGCAAUAUUGGUGACAAGGAUGGGGACCUGCAGGUGCUUAAGGAACUCUGGCAGCUCCAGGCCAAGCAGAGGAAGCUGAAGAGACAGGUCAAGGAGCACAAGCAUUUUGAAGACUACCUGAUCAAGGUCCUCGAGGAAACCCCCAAGGUUCGUAUGCAGCUUCCUCAGAAAGCCUGUCGCCUGCUAUGGAGCCGUGGGAGCCCCGAGAACUCUGCCCUGGAGGUCAGGGAAGGCUUCACGGAGGAGGCGGCCUCUCGUGGGGCUCAACAACAAUUCCUGUCCCCUCUUGCAGCCUCCCCCAGUCAGCCGUUUGUCCCCAGGGGCAGUCUCCUGCCCCACUGGGCAGUCUCCAUCCAGAAUCCGUGUUCUCAGCUGAUAGGCAGCCUUUGGCGCGUAGAGGCUUCUCCUGAAGAGGCGAGAGGCUACAACAAAGAGGAGGAGCAGGAGGAGGCCCUGGUGGAGGCUGUGGUGGAGCACUCCGGGAAGCUCUUCACGGUCAGCCAGGACGUCCAGAAGCAUCUGGAGGCCUUCUCCAGGACGAACCAGGCUGUCCACCAGAGCCUGGAGUCUCUAGAGGAGGGCCACAGGGCUCUCAUCCCGAGCCUCAAGACCCAGCUGUGUCCACUGCAGAGGAGGUGUUACCGCAAGCAGGAGCAGUGGUGGCGGUUGGAACACGGUGUCACCAACCAGAAGGACACGGAGGGCCUGAGCCUCCCCCUCCCUCUCUUGCGGAACCAGCUGCUCAGCUACAUGCAAACAGCCAUCAACAACAUGGCCCAGCAGUGCCGCUCCUCUGCCCACGGCAUGCCCGAGAUGGGCCUCGUCGCCAAGCUCGACCUGAUCCAGGACUUUAUGUUGGACAAAACGGAGACUGUGAGAUUUAUCUCACUGCUCAUGGAACCCAGAGUGUGCUGGUCAGGGGACAGCCUUGGGGACCAGGGGCUCAGAAGGUACCCCAGACCCUUCAGGAAAUGUCCAAGGAGUCCAGCUUCGACCUCCAGGACCCCCUUUCCCAGCACCCAAACGUCACAGUGCUCCAGCCUGUACUGA
Molecule: messenger RNA, 1150 nt
Organism: Diceros bicornis minor
Lineage: Eukaryota; Metazoa; Chordata; Mammalia; Perissodactyla; Rhinocerotidae
Gene: CCDC197
Product: coiled-coil domain containing 197
Source: RefSeq, a predicted model, not a curated record